This is a messenger RNA of Closterium sp. Yama58-4, 486 nucleotides long. NCBI's taxonomy places the organism in Eukaryota, Viridiplantae, Streptophyta, Zygnematophyceae, Desmidiales, Closteriaceae. The record is from the annotation of a GenBank genome assembly.
AUGAAGCGUAACGAGGGAGAACCGAAGCGUAAAGAGGAGUUCGACAUCGAUAUUGACGCGCUGCUGGCGGCGGCGAGCGACGACGACGAGCUGGAUGACGUGGACGAUCUCGAGGAGGGCCUGUGGGGCGGACGCAGCCUGGAGGAGAUCCUGAAUGACGUGUCAGAUGACGAUGAUGACGUGGCAGGAGCUGGUGACGAAAACUUGGAAAAUACACCCAAGUUGAGCGUUUCUGUUCAUGAUACGACAGGUGCACCAGCAGUUCUGCCUUCUAACGGGGAUAACAUUCGUUCUCUGACUAAGACGGAGGGGUGGCAGUUAGUGGAUCAACCCAGCAACAGCAACAGCAGCAGCUACCACUUACACACAUGCCAGGAGGGGGAGGAGGAGGAGGAGGAGGAGGAGGAGGAGGAGGAGGAGGAGGAGGAGGAGGAGGAGGAGGAGGAGGAGGAGGAGGAGGAGGAGACGAAGCACAAGGAGAGGUAG